CAGUGUAACCACAUGACUGACGAGUGCUCACUGAAAGAAAUGUUGAUGUAGCCGUGCUUUAUAGAAUGGCAGGAAAUACAUCACUAGCAGCAAUCCUCAUGCUACUCGCAGGAGUCCAGGCUCAGCAGAGUGUAACUCUCUCCUCUCAGAGUCUCUGUGCUGUUACUGGAUCUACAGUAAAAAUCUCCUGUAAAUAUACAACACCUGAUUAUUAUAGUGUUAGUAAGAAAGAGUGGUAUCAGCUCCAGAACUCUGAUGGAGAAGAACGAGUCCUGACCUACAUUCCAGGACGGGUUUCUGUAAGUACAUGGUGGAAUGACUGUGAUCUGACAGUGAGGGAUGUGAGAGUGAGAGACUCUGGAGUUUAUAACUUCAGAUUCAGAACAUCAAGCAGUGACUGGAUAUCAGCUUCAUCUGGAGUUAAUCUGACUGUUACAGAAUUGCAAGUGAAAGUGGAUCAUAAGACUGCAGGACAGAGAAAAGUAAAAGUGAUUUGCAGCUCCACUUGCAGUCUCAGAGAAAAACUUUACUACAACUGGUACAGGAGGAACAUGCGAUUCGAAUCACAUAUACGUGACAACUUCAUUCUGCUCAACUCAAAGAGCUUAUCUGAUGAGGGCAGCUACUCUUGUGAGGUGUCUGAUGGCAGUAUGUGGCGCCGCUCGAAACCAGUGUGUAAGUCCCAGACAUGGCCAGUCCGUCAGCAUCAAACUGAAGAAUAUUAAAAAAACUGACAAAAUAGUGAAGCUAAUGUUGUCUCUUUAAGUAUUAUUCAAAAUAAUUAGGGAUGCAUGAUGAUAUCGGAAUCAUGUCGGUAUCAGCUGAUGUUUUUUAAAAAUCAUCAUCAUCGCUCCAAUGCUUAGAUUUGGCCGAUAUUUCAA
Molecule: messenger RNA, 881 nt
Organism: Colossoma macropomum (tambaqui)
Lineage: Eukaryota; Metazoa; Chordata; Actinopteri; Characiformes; Serrasalmidae
Exons: 4
Coding region: 66-725 (219 amino acids)
Source: RefSeq, a predicted model, not a curated record